AUGCAGAAGCGACGAAGGGUGACUCGAGCAUGCGACGAGUGCCGAAGGAAGAAGAUCAAAUGCGAUGGCAAGCAGCCUUGCACGCAUUGUACAGUCUAUAGCUAUGAAUGUACCUAUGAUCAACCUUCUAAUCGUCGUCGCAACCCCGCUCCUCAAUACAUCGAGGGCCUGGAGCAUCGAGUCCACCGCGCUGAGACGCUACUUCGAAUGCUCAUGCCUGACCUCAAUCUAAACGAUCCCAGUAUUGACGUCGCCGUUGCUCAAGGAUACAUUCCUGGUUUCUCAAACAAGCCCGUCAACAAUGACACUCCGUCAACCAAACCUGCUGCUUCUGCACCGGCAAACCUCACAUCUGCUCCAAAUGGGGAUCAGAAAGACACCAACUUGGAAUCUAUGGUCCGUGCUAUUGGCCAACUCGAACUUGACGAACAGGGAAACUGGGAUUACCAUGGUCAUUCUUCUGGCCUCAGUUUCGUGCGGCGCAUGCGAGAACAAUUAGGUGACCUUCUUGGACCCGAGUCCAAGGCUACGCCAUUCGUCAAGUCGAGGCCAAUGUCACAAGUCUUUGACUCUCCAAGAUCUCUCAAUCCAGAAUCGCCUGGUGUGUCUGUAGAUGGUGCAGUCCCUGGCACUGAUCUUCCUUCUAGAGAUGUCGCUCGAGACUUGUGUGAAACCGCCAUUACUGAUGCUUCUGUUCUCAUGAGAGCCAUCCACGUUCCAUCCUUCUGGGCGUCCUUUGAUCGCAUGUAUAACACACCAUACGAGAACUAUACGAACCAGGACCACAAGUUUCUUCCUUUAUUGUACAGUACUAUGUCAGUUGGUUGCUUGUUUGGUAGCGACGAACAGAGUCCUCUGAACCAGGCUGGCUAUGAGACCGCCAUUGACCAAGGUUUCAAAUACUUUAGGACAGCACGUCAAUUGCUGGACAUUGCAGACGCCCGCGACUUGACUUCUAUACAGGCAGUCCUCUACAUGAUCACAUUCCUCCAGUGCUCGGCCAAGUUAUCGCAAUGUUACGCAUAUGUAGGUGUAGCACUGCGCUCCGCCUUGCGCAUGGGUCUGCACAGGAACAACUCUGCCUUCAGCCGCACCUUCAAUCCCAUCGAAGCCGAGACCAGGAAACGUGUCUUCUGGACCAUUCGCAAAAUGGACAUCUAUGUUGGUGCAAUGUUGGGGUUGCCACAAACCCUUAGUGCGGAAGACAUUGAUCAAGAAUAUCCGCUUGAGGUUGAUGAUGAAUACAUCACGGAAGAUGGGAUCCUCCCUAUGCCAGAGGGCACACUCACACUAACAACAGCCGCCAAUGCGCAUAGCCGACUGGUGGAGCUCCUCAUCAAGAUUGUGCGAAACGUGUAUCCCAUCAGAGCAAAGAACGUUCAAAGCACCAUGGACCGUUCUUACACUGUACCCUUCUCGGUCAUCCGAGACAUCGAAAAGGAUUUGGAAACUUGGAAGAACAACCUUCCCGCAGGGCUGGAUCCAUGCAAUAAUUCGAACCCUACGCUCACAAGGGCCCAGCAACUUCUUCGCAUCGCAUACGCUCAUGCUCAGGCACUGCUCUACAGGCCAUUCUUACAUUUCGUUGCGACCGACAAGAGAUCGCGUAACAUUGACCAACGUGCAUAUACCUGCGCGGCUUCCUAUGUCAACCUUUCUCGAAACCAUAUCCAUUUGUGCGUACAAAUGAAGCAGAAAGGAUUGUUGAAUGGCGCGCACUGGUUCGUUAUGUACACGACGUUUUUUGCCGUGGUGUCCUUGAUUUACUUUGCAGCAGAGAACCCUCAAAACAUCACAACUGAGGCUGUUCUAAAGGAUGCUCUCCAGGGCAAGGAAGUGCUGGCAUCUUUGGCCAAACGCAGCAUGGCCGCAGAUCGAUGCGCUACCACCUUGGAAGGUAUCUUCAAAGCACUUCCAGCUUGGGCACGUGAAGGUCGUGCGAACGCUGUUCCGUCGCGCAAACGACGUCAAAGUUCGAACCAUAGCCAACCACUGGGUGCGCGAAGCCAUCCUGACAUUUCCGUCACUGCCAAAGAACCACCGCCUCCUCAGCCUGGUUCCGUGCAGCGAGCGAGCACUUUCCCGAACCAUUCUACCGUCCCGACUGUGUCCGCCUUCGAUCAACGAAUGACUUUCCCUGCGUCCUCGAUAAGUUCAGGUAGUGGCACAUACACACCAACCAGCCCAAACUUCAACCAGACUUUAGUUACGGGGCCGAUAGAAACCAGCAGUCCUUCCAGUGGCAUGCUCCCAUACAAUCUCGGCAUGGACAUGACGAACCCGAACCUACCAGAUCUGUCGGCGAUGAUGUUCCCAUCUGCAGAACCCUUCACGUAUCCGAACCAGCCUCUGACGACUUUUGAGAACAACCAAUUUGCAAAAGAUCCCAACGUUUUCGACAAUUUCAGUGAUUCAAAGAUGCCGGUCAUGAUGUCAGGGCAGAGCAGUGCACCAGAGGACAACCUCGAAGCGCAGUUCUAUCCUCUGCCACCGUACAUGAUGCAGCAACCGCAACAACAGCAGCAGCAGCAGCAGCAGCAGCAACAACAACAACAAAGUAGAUGGGACAUGGGCAUGAUGCAACAGCAACAGCAGAUGGCCAAUAUGCGUCAAGUAAGUGGUGGGUGGCCAGGACAGCAACAAGGCAUUGGUCAGGGAACGGCCUUUCCCAGCAUCAACCUGAACGACAUGUUUGGUGGUGAGAACGACAUAUUCGGUGGUGGAAUACUCAUGGAUCAAGGGUUUCGAAACACAGGAAUUUGA
Molecule: messenger RNA, 2763 nt
Organism: Aureobasidium melanogenum CBS 110374
Lineage: Eukaryota; Fungi; Ascomycota; Dothideomycetes; Dothideales; Saccotheciaceae
Exons: 4
Coding region: 1-2763 (920 amino acids)
Biological process (GO): positive regulation of transcription by RNA polymerase II; DNA-templated transcription
Cellular component (GO): nucleus
Molecular function (GO): zinc ion binding; sequence-specific DNA binding; DNA-binding transcription factor activity, RNA polymerase II-specific
Source: RefSeq, a predicted model, not a curated record